This is a messenger RNA of Toxotes jaculatrix (banded archerfish), 2275 nucleotides long. RefSeq lists its product as uncharacterized. Gene Ontology annotation, molecular function: DNA-binding transcription activator activity, RNA polymerase II-specific; RNA polymerase II cis-regulatory region sequence-specific DNA binding. The record is from RefSeq and is a predicted model, not a curated record. Gene Ontology annotation, cellular component: nucleus. Lineage: Eukaryota; Metazoa; Chordata; Actinopteri; Toxotidae. Bases 188 to 1810 code for a protein of 540 amino acids. The transcript is spliced from 2 exons. Gene Ontology annotation, biological process: regulation of transcription by RNA polymerase II.
UGGGCUAGCUGCUGCCUACUAGUGCUGAACGCCGGGCCAAUUCUGAAUGUCUCACCAAACGACAAUCGACAAACUGUUUACGGUUUGUUGCGAAGACAUAUCAGAAUACUGAUACGGCACUACUUUGACUUCCAUGUGAAACAGGCAGGGUGCUCUCGAGGGCUCCACAUCAUCAGUGAGUACAUCCAUGCCGAGCCUGAUCAUGGAGAGAGGACAGCAAACACUGCAAAAUGUCCUGGAGGAUGGAUUAAGCAGAGAUUUGAUAAAUGCCGGCCGGUUUUGCUUCAGCUGUGAGCAAAUAUUUUCAGAUCGGAGAUGCCUCGAGGAACACACGUGUUCUGCUGCAAGUUACAUCUGCUCCUGUGGAACUGAGUUUACCCAGUACAGAGACAUGCUAGAGCACAGUACGACGCAUGAACCAGGGCACCAAGUGCUGGAUCAUGAAACGAUAAGGAAGCGUAGAAUUGAGAAGCGCAUUGAAGAGGAGGAGAAGCUGAAAAGAUUACAGACUGGUGAGGUUGUCUGGAAGACACCUAAACUGAACAGUGUGCCAUCAAUUUCUUUGCCAGCGAAGCCUACGCUGCAGGUACCAGUUACAUCAGCUUAUAUGCCAGUUCCCACGCAGUCUGCACAGAUUUCACAAGUGCCUGAGUUGUACCCCUCUGUGUCACAAGCAUCUCUCCCCACAAAUCCUGUCAUGUACACAGCAGACAUGCAGAAUAUUUUUGCAGGUGUGGGUGCACCAACGGUGGAUCUUUGGACUCUUUACCAGCCAGUCGUGUUGUUGCAGACAGUGCGCAAGUUUAACAAGAAAAAGCCAUACUCUUGUGGUAAAUGUGGGCAGUGUUUUUUGACAAAGACCUGUCUAAUCUCCCACCACAGCUCUCAUGUCACAGAUAAAGUUUCUGGCUGUAUAGGAUGUGGGCUGCUGCUCUCAAGCAAGAAGGUAGUGCCUCGCUUCCAUGUUUGUAACACACCAAACACUGCUACCAAAUUCAGACUCAUUACUGCGAGACCCCAAGGUUUCAAGGGGCGAAAUGAAGCCAGUAGAGACAGGGGUCAGAACCCGAGUGCUCAGGGGCCUCAGGCCACUUUCUCUACACAGGUGAAAAGGCAGAAUCCCAGUGUAGUCGCUAAAGGCAUUCCAGCACCUUGCAUCACUUCCACCCUGCACUUGAAAAAUCAGAAUGUCAGAACAUACAAUAAAAUCAAUCAGGGGCGUCAUGUCACUCCAUGCCCGCAGUCCAAGAGUUGGAAUCCCAGUGCAUCCAAACCUUAUACCAAUGUCUCCCCUCCACUGAAGAGUCAGAGUCCAAAUCCGCGUGCAUCCAGUAAAAGUAGUUGGCGGCUUCCUGUCUAUUCUUCCUCACCAUUGAAGAUGCCCUUGAACUCUGCAUCAGGCGCAUUGAGCAAACCGUCACAGAUAUCUUCUGCACCAAAUGGGUUCACAUGUCGAGUCUGUCAUAUUCCUUUUGAAACGGCUCAGCUUCUUCAGAGACACAAGUGCAUCAAAGCACAGGAGUUUAUGGCACAGCACAUGCGAGGUGGCAGACAGCAUUACAAACUAAAGAGGGUGACACCAGUUCCUGCUCAAAUGAAUGGUGAGAGAAAACUUGACGUCCCAGCUGCUGGGAACAUGAAGAAAAAUCAUGUUAUGGCUGUCAGUCUGGAGAGGGGGCAAGGUGUGGUUCCUGUGAAUGGAAAAACAGAAGUGGAAAUUGACAAUGAUUGUUACAUUGUUGAAACCAGAGCAGACAAACCUGCUGAGAUGAUUUACCAAGUAACCUCAUCUGUUCCUAUUAAAACUUGACUAAAAUAGAGAGCCACAUCCAGUUUGCAUGUGACAUUUUAUGUUAAUUAUGGACCAAGUGCAAAGAGAUUGCAGUCUCCUGGUUGAACAGCAUCCACUGGUUUAGGUUGAUCACACAAUGCUCCAAAGUAUUUCAGAAGAUGUAUAAGUGCAGCAUGUACAAACAUGCAUCUGACCCAUAUUGACUAUAGACACAAAAGUCUAAAGUUGGUGCCACAGCAGUGGUUAUAGGGGAUGUAAAUCAGUAAUGUCAAUUAUCCAAAUGUAUGUUUAUGGUUUACCCAUGUUUGAUGGGAUAAACCUACAUUAAAGGUUUUGUUCUGUUUGUUUUCUAAAAUAUGUUUGUGUGAUAUGUAUGAUCAGAAUGUGUUGUAAGGUUGUGGGAACUGACCACGAUACUUUGCGUGUUCUUACCAGUUUUGGCAGACUUCAAAUUCAGUAUAUGUUGUAUUAAACUAUAUUUUC